Messenger RNA from Entelurus aequoreus (snake pipefish), 917 nucleotides. RefSeq names its product triadin-like. The record is from RefSeq and is a predicted model, not a curated record. Gene Ontology annotation, molecular function: signaling receptor binding. Gene Ontology annotation, cellular component: membrane; sarcoplasmic reticulum. The transcript is spliced from 5 exons. Lineage: Eukaryota; Metazoa; Chordata; Actinopteri; Syngnathiformes; Syngnathidae. Bases 212 to 742 code for a protein of 176 amino acids.
UCCGCAGCUACAAAGUGAAACUAGCAAGCGCUGCCUGAAGUGAAACACUUCGGAAAAGAUCGAGGACAAUCAACAUAAUUUUUUGCUUUUUUGUUGUCGUUGUUUUGUCUUGCAAAGUUGGUGGUCUUUUUGGAACAGCUGUGAUCCAGUUCAACUUAUUUUGGGCUGCCGGGUGUCAGCCAUUUUUUCCGGCACCGCAAGAAAGGAGUUGAUGAAGGACUUACAUGCUUGUUUCUAUGGUAACGCUGUGCUUCCUGAGCCUUUGAAGAGACGGAUGGCAAGCCAAGCCAGCUGCAAGUCCAACAAGUCCAAGCCCUGUUCGCCAACGAGCAGCAGCGAGGGCAUGGCCCCUCCACCAAGAGCCAAUAAGAAGACGAUUGUGGACGACAUCAUCCUGACCUUCAGCUCGCCCAUGGCGUGGCUGCUGGUGGUGGCGUUGGUCAUUACGUGGUCGGCCGUGGCUGUCGUUCUCUUCGACCUGCUCGACUACAAAACCAUCGCAGGUCUCCCACCUCCCCCUGCCAUCGCCAAGCGAGGUUUGAAGGCCAGAGGAGGAGUCCGUCCACUAAGGUCCCCCGUCAGUGAGGUGGCCCCCCCGCCGGAGAGCACUGACUGGUUGGAGAUGAUGUGGACGUUUGCAGCCAGCUUGGUGGCCCCCGAUAACGACGACGACAUUGAGAGUGUGGAAGGUAUUCACCAGCUAACCGAAACCUUCACACCUUUGCACUCCGAGGAACUGUGAAGGCGCAUAAACGUGGCAUCAGGAGAUGUGAGAAGAGAAGAUGUACAAACUAAAUCACAGCAAUGCUUUAAUUAAGUUUCAUUAACAGCAAAACAUACCCAAUAAAAACUCAUAAAAGUAUUUACUACCAAUUGAUCAUUUGGUUGUUUCAUUACCAUCAUUAAAUUCUACUCAA